This is a messenger RNA of Ilex paraguariensis (yerba mate), 372 nucleotides long. The record is from the annotation of a GenBank genome assembly. Lineage: Eukaryota; Viridiplantae; Streptophyta; Magnoliopsida; Aquifoliales; Aquifoliaceae.
AUGAGUUCUCAGAAUUUAAUGUCGAGUGAAAAAGAGAAGAUUCGAAGGUUUUGUAGCUUCCAUAGCGAUGGAGCAUCUAGCACAGAGGUAGGCAGCGGGGCUGCCAGGGGUUAUGACAGCGUGGAGGUCCUGGUCAAGCCAGCUAUGGGUGCCAGAGAAAAGGCGGCGCUGAUGUGGGGUCGCAGAGCGACCGGAGGGGCGCUGAUAGAGUGGUGUUUUGUGGUGUUGGGUUGCGCUGAAGAGGCGCAUAUAAGGCCGGGUGCUGCUGGAGGGGCAACCAUGGCACUAGGCGUUGCUGGAAGGGCACUUAUGGUACUGGUCGCUGUUGGAGGGCGCCCAUUUUGCCGACCACAACUAGAGAGAUGUCCAUAG